Cheilinus undulatus (humphead wrasse) is the source of this 2686-nucleotide messenger RNA. It is a transcript of the gene cmpk2, whose product is annotated as cytidine monophosphate (UMP-CMP) kinase 2, mitochondrial. The transcript has 5 exons. The record is from RefSeq and is a predicted model, not a curated record. Bases 28 to 1284 code for a protein of 418 amino acids. Gene Ontology annotation, cellular component: mitochondrion; cytoplasm. Gene Ontology annotation, biological process: dTTP biosynthetic process; dTDP biosynthetic process; dUDP biosynthetic process. Gene Ontology annotation, molecular function: dTMP kinase activity. Lineage: Eukaryota; Metazoa; Chordata; Actinopteri; Labriformes; Labridae.
ACAACAGACCGGAGCCUGCAGUAACAGAUGGCUCGUCGCGCCAUGGCUCUUCUCCUUCCUCAGUGGUCCUCCCGUGUGUUUUCGGUGGAGCUGAAUGGAGCACCAUGCUUCUUUUCAAUACAAGAGAAUCACCGUGGAGAGGAGGUGCCACAGGUGUUCAGAAAUGUCCAAAACUACAACAGCUGCUACUCUCUCCUCGUCUGCAGCAGUGACAGAAUCAAACGAGCAAAGUUUUACUCGGAGCUGAAGGACAAAUUGAUAAGAGACUUGCCCAAAGAGUGCACCUUGUCUCCCAUGUCAUCAUUUCUGCCAAAUGUCAAUGACUCUCUCAUCAAAGGCUACUUUUUGCAAGACGUUUCUCAGAGCUCGACCCUGACGGAGAGAGUUUUACGGGAGUUAAAACAGCAUGACCCGGUGCUUGUGUGCUCAUACUGGAGAAAUGAGAACGGCCAGCUGUGGACUCAGCGCCUGUGGGGAGACAGCAAGACGAUGGAAAUGUCGACUUUCUGUGUUGUACCAACAGAGACGCCAGAAUAUCACCCAGCCACACUCAACAUCAUCAACUCUGAUGUCUUCUACAGCUUUGAGGAAGCCUACGAAGUUCUUAAAGAGAGCGCUGACAUCAUCCCAGAGGCGGCGUCUGUUCUGGAGCUGCUGCCCAGCCAAGCAGAGGCUAGAAGUAAACCAGACUUCCCUGUUAUUGUCGUAGAGGGCCUGGAUGCCACAGGUAAGACCACGCUCACUGAGUCUCUGAGGGAUACUCUUGGGGCUGUUCUUCUGCGGUCCCCUCCCCAGAGUCUGUCCCCCUUGAGGGCUCGCUUUGAUCGGGAGCCGCCCCUCAUACGCAGGGCCUUCUACGCUCUAGGGAACUACAUAACAGCUGAGAAAAUAGGCCAGGAGGGCACAAAGUCGCCUGUCAUCGUUGACAGAUUCUGGCACAGCACUGCAGCCUACGCUAUCGCCACAGCUGUGAGUGGUCCAGUGUCUAACCUUCCAGCAGAAGGUUCAGAGGUGUACAGGUGGCCAACUGAUCUGCUGCAGCCCAGCCUGGUGAUCUUACUCACUCUGGAUCCCACGGAGAGAAAGAGGAGGCUGAGGGACAGAGGUCAGGGAGAGACUGCAGAGGAGCAGGAGCUGGACCACAACCAGCUUUUCAGACUCAGAGUGGAGGAGGCUUACCGGAGGAUCAGUGGGCCAGCCUGCGUCACCGUGGAUGCUAGUCCUCCUGCAGACCAAGUGCUCCAACAAGUGCUGCUUUUAAUUAGGGGCAAAUGCCACUUGUAAACAAUCAUCUCCAUCUCCCCCUGCUGUCGGCCAAGCAUCAAGUGGAUGCAGUACCCCCUUUUACCACUGGGUGCCAGUAAGGUGUCAUGAAUGUGACAGAAGCAGGGCGAUGACGGCCAGAUUGGACUGUGGCGAGGAGAGAGGAUGCUGUUCAGAAUGAGUAAAGGUUGAAUGGCCAGGGGCCAGAAGAACUGUGUGCUAUGAUCAGGAAUACAUAUUCAUGCAGACACACGUGCAUGCACAGAUUCAGACACACACACAUAAAAAGUGAAAGUGUCGUUAGGAAGAAGAGUGCGUUUAACUGCUAUAUUGACUUCUCCAAACCAUACACAGUUUAGCUGCUCCAGUUGUGACAAUAAUAAAUUAUUUUUUUUUUUUAAAUAGAUAUUGAGGAAAUUGGUUGAUACAUUCACAUAAGUACCAGUUAUAUAUAAUUAAAACACACAAAUAGGACAAAAUGCAAACACAGCACACACACACACACACACACACACACACCCACACACAAUAAUGAAAGCACCACAAAGACAGGAUCCAAUUUGAAUACAGUUAAAAAAAAAUAAUUUGUACAAGAAAAGUUUUAAAUUAAAAUAAAUUUACACACGAUAUCUGUUGGGGGUCUCUCUGAGUAAAGUAGUCUUACAUAAGCCUACCAAAAAAGUUUCUUGUUCUAAUUAUAAGAACUUGUGUUCUGAUAAAAAUCCUUUCUCUGAACAGAGUGUUCAGUAUUUAUCAGAAAAUAGUUGCAUUGGCAAAAAAGUUCAGCUGGUAAGUCUUUGUAGAUGUGUGCUUUUUUAUUUGGCUUUGGCAGGCGUGUCCACAGAAAUUACUGGGUCCCUCUUAAGCCUAAUUAAAGGACCCUCUUCAGAUGCGAUUUAACAGUAUCAACCCAUGGACCUGCAUUGUGUCAGAUCAGCUUUAAAGCCGACUGAAAGUUUAAGCUAUUGUUAGGGGCCAUAAUGCACCUCCUUGUCUUCUCCUUUUCUUUAGAGUGUCCUGACUUUUGUCCAGGUCCUGGGAUAGUGACAGAGUAGGGAUGGGUACGAGUAUUUGAGACCUUAAGCACUUGAUGAUCCUUUAUCUCUCAAGCAUUGUGCACAAGCUGUUUUAAGCUGAAAUAUUUGACUGAUUUAGCAUUAAAUGUGGACUUCAUCUCUCUGGGUUUGUCUUACUCCUUGGUUCCCAAUCUGGGGUUUUGGAGCCUUUUAGGGGGGCGCCAGAGUUUUCAAUGGGGGCAUGAGGCCCAGUCUUCUUUGGGGCAGUUUAAAUAAGACUUGCAAAUACUAACUAAAAUCAUUAUAAAACACUUACAAAUAGUGCAUACAAAUGUCUCUGUGUAGUAACAGGAUUGUACAGGGCUAUUUUGUUUAGAUUUACACAAUAAAAGAAUAAAAAUGGUUAA